Alosa alosa (allis shad) is the source of this 628-nucleotide messenger RNA. Its product is annotated as probable pancreatic secretory proteinase inhibitor. The record is from RefSeq and is a predicted model, not a curated record. NCBI's taxonomy places the organism in Eukaryota, Metazoa, Chordata, Actinopteri, Clupeiformes, Clupeidae. The coding region runs from base 292 to 531 and encodes 79 amino acids. Gene Ontology annotation, molecular function: protein binding; serine-type endopeptidase inhibitor activity. The transcript is spliced from 4 exons.
UCCCUUAAUAAAGACCAGACAAUAGCGGCGCGUGGGGAGGGCACGGAGGGGACUUGCGUCAAAACAUCUCCACGCGCAUGAUGAUAUAUCACAGCCAACAACCCUGCGAGCCCAAGCCACUAACGGAGCCUGGCAGACGCAUCACACGCACGUGAAAUCCCGAAAGAUAAGCACCUAAACGCUGCCAACGGAGGGCAGACUGGAGAUUAAGCACGACCUCGAGGACACAACUAACUCCCACCGACUGAGUUCACCGUGCACUUGUGCCACAUACUCUCAUUCAGAGGCAGAAUGCGUGCAGCCCUCGUUCUUCUGUGCCUGGCCGUUCUCUACUCCGCAGAUGCGGAAGACAAGUCGCGACUCUACAGAAGGCCCGCGUGUGGGGAUAUGACCGUGACCCAAGCAUGUCCCCUCAACUAUUCGCCUGUGUGUGGGAACGACGGAACCACCUACCCUAACGAGUGCGCGCUCUGUGUGCACAGAUUGGAGACGAACGCCGAUAUCCUGAUCGUGAAAGAGGGCCGCUGCUGAAGAGAGAGCAUCCGCGCGUGAACCUGUACUGUGUACCUGUUGGAUUAGCAUAAAUCUGUUUCAUUAUUGACAUUCUCUCAUUAAUAUCUAAUCUCUC